Colletotrichum lupini is the source of this 132-nucleotide messenger RNA. RefSeq lists its product as uncharacterized. The record is from RefSeq and is a predicted model, not a curated record. The annotation marks the transcript as partial. The transcript has a single exon. Lineage: Eukaryota; Fungi; Ascomycota; Sordariomycetes; Glomerellales; Glomerellaceae.
GUUUUUUUAACUAAUUUAUUACUUACGGGGUUAAGGCAUAGUAUAGAUACUUAUUAUACAGAUAAUAGCUUUAGGCGUCUAGGGGGUAUAUUACGAGAUAUAGAUAUAGUUAAUACUACUUAUAUUAAGUAG